ACUGCCAAAUGCAGGGCGAUGAAGACGAUCAGAGCAACGUUAUAAAGAGCUGUCAGGAGCGUCAUGGUCCCGAUCCAAUCAAACGAAGAAGAAUGUUAAAAUCUUGGAAAAGGGGAGAUCGAUUGAGACACAAGAUGGAAUCGAUUUUCUUCUUUAAUGUCCAGCAACCGUGGAUGAAAUGUUGUUCAUUUUUUUUUCCACCCUCGCUAAUCUGAUGAACUCGGCUGAUGGACACGAUUGUGACGUAACAGAAUUUCGCUCGAGUCUUUGGCGCAAACGGAAACAUACACAAACAACUGACACUUGCGCUUGUAUAAUGCUCUUCUUAUCGGUGUUCUUUUCGCUCUUCUUUGCGAAGGGAAAUUGAAAGACAACAAAGCAAAAGCAAACAAGCUCUUGGGUAUAGUUGGCGUUUCCUUCCUUGGUUGUUUGUUAUCACUUUGACACUGUCAGUUAAACGAAAAGAAAAGAAAAAGAAGAAAAAGAAAAACAAGGUCCGAGAACGCGGAAGACGGCCCAGUUCGUCGCCGAAAAUGAGAGGAGACAAAACGUCAACAACGACAACGGCGAAAAAACAACACGAACGAAAAAAAAAAAAAUCUAUUCAAAAAUUGAAAGAAAAAGAGAAGCCGGGGAGAUUCGUAAAUGUUGAAAAAACCUCGCACGCAAGGGACGAGAGCACAGAUGAAAGAAUAAGUGACUCUAGAGAGACGACGAGGAAAUAUACAUUCAAGUGAUGGCGUCGCACCGUGUAGACACACUUCUCGUGUGUCAGCCUCCACCACCAUCACCGGCGCCUACUACCCUCGCCAGCAGUUUAAAAAGAGGGAAAGUAAAAAAAAAAAAAAGGGAACCUCUUGAAUCUCUCACUCUGAGUCCCGGUGUGUGCUAUUUUUAAAACCGCGCGGUAUGUAACGCCCCUGACCGAGACAGCACCAGCACCAAAUAAAAUGAGAUUGGAAAAAAAAAAGGAAUAAAAUAAAAGUAAAAUUGAAGAGGGGGGUGGAUGGGAAAACAAUAAAAGUGGAAGGCAAGGGAAAGAAAAAAAAAAACCCACAAAAACAGAAGUGAGGAGAGAGGGCUACUAAAGUGGAGAGGAAGGGAGAGAAAAAAUAUAUUCAACAUCGCGCAUGGUGGAAAUGGGAUGAAGGGACGCACCGGUUCGCUCAGUCACAUGCGUUUCGGACAGCGGAAUAAAUAGUUUAAAAAGUUGGUGUCUGGAAUAGAGGAAUUUUUAGUGAGGAAUUUGGUGAUGAUUGGUGUGUGGAGCUUGAUUUGGGAAAACCACUCCACCACAUAACAGAGCACUGCUGAAGUAGAUGAAAGAGGGUAAACUCGUUUUUUUUGGUUUUUUUUUGCACGAGCGCCUGCGCUCCGGAGCUUCUCCGACCAAUAACGACUGGCCGGCGAUGAAAGAGCGGGUCGACAUCGGGAGGAGGGACGAACGGAGAGACAAGAGACGGAUGGAGUUUUGGGUCUCCUCAUCCGGGCGGCAGCGCGUGGGUCAGAGUACGCACUCCCGAAAAUAAAAAAAAAAAUAAAAAUCCUACGCAACACACACACAAAGAUGACGAACGCCAGUGAAAUAUCCAGUAACUGGCGGGUUGUCGGUGUUGAACGAGGUCUCACAGUUGAACUCCCCAUCCAUUUAGCGAGCCACUUUCAUUGAAGGAUGACUAUUCCUUUCCUAAACUGUUCAUCCUUCAUCUUGGCCAGUGAAUUUUAAAACCCCAGUUUGAGCGUUUCUGCCACAAGUGAUUUCCGAUUUCCUUCGCACGGUUCGUUCAUUUUAUUUUCAGAUUUAUUUAUUUUCUUUUUUUGAGAACAAGAAAAGCGAAGAUUGCGAAAUAUUAAAACGAGGAAAUCAUUAGUACGUCGUUGUCGUUACAACGACCGUGCCUGGCGCCGAGUGCUGUCGUGAGAAUGCCGUAGUUGCUGGUGCGUGUCGUCGCCAUUAGACGCGAUUUGUGUCGUCUCGGUGAACAAACACACACAGGAGAACCUACAUCCCAGAGCAGUAUUUUUGUUUUCCCUUCGUCCAGUGUAUCUGUGUGUGUGUGUGUGUGUAAAGACAAUUACGGAAGAGAUCGAAAAGAUCGUAAUCCAAAUGCAAUCAAAGAAAGAGAAUAAUGGAAAGGAAGCAAAUGGGAAUGAUAAUAACGAACGUGUUGUCCUGCAACUGGCCAUUCCAUCAAAACCAACAGUCAUCAGUGUCUCGGUUAUUGUUGGCCUGCGGUGUUAGUGGUGCCAGUGAUGGUGAAAGUGCUGCGAUCUUAUUACCCCAUAACGUGUCGUUCUGGCUGAUCCAGAUUGCCAAGACUGAGGAAUGAGUGACAGUAAGCCGGACAACAAUCCAAAGGCGGUAGCAUCAAUUUCUACUUGUACGCCAAGCUCUUUACCUUCUUCACCAAAGACCACUGCUAGUCAAGGCGGCGGAGUGAAUUGUGCUGGCGUGGCCAAAAUGACUUCGACGAAUUUUGUGCCGUUGCCAGCAGCGAACGCGGUGCCAGGGACGCCCGCAGCGUCGGCAGCUAUUGCGGCGACGACGACGCCCACAACGACUGCGAACGUGGCUGUCCUCGUGCCGUCCAAAAUUGAUCCUCUCCAUCAUCAUCAGACUCAAUCGCUGCAGCCGAAGAAACAUCAAAGCGUCAAGCUGAAAAAGGUGAAAAAACAAUUGCAAGCCAUGGGCAUCCGUGCGCCAGCCACGUCUUCCAGCACCGUUCCAGAAUGGCGUUCGUCUUGGAGCCGUCGAUCACAGCGCUCCGAACGGAGCCAUCAUCCGGAACAGCCGUUGGCCAACAACAAUAGUGUCAUGACCGUCAGUACGCCCAACAUGUCGAGCGCCAUCAGGCGGGCGGCAGGUGCGACAGCUCCGGCCGAUGUGCAAAGUGCAACGGGACGCGUUGGACUAUUGUCCGGCAGUGAAACGGAUCGAGACGAAGAAGAGAGGGAAGAAGACGAGGAAGAAGAGCAGCGAUUAAUGGCCGGAAUGCGCAUUCAAAUGAUGUCGUCGCCAGGUGGAGGAGGUCCAGGUGUCCCCCUCCAUCAGUAUCACUCGCAUUCAAUGACUUCCCUUCCGCCCGAACCUUUCAUGAUUAUGCGGAGCAAAGCGCUCAAUCGCCGCGUCAGCAUCAACGUCGGAGGCGUCCGGCACGAAGUCCUCUGGCGGACGCUGGAACGCUUGCCGCACACUCGGCUGGGCCGGCUGCGGGAUUGCAACAGUCACGAAGCCAUCGUCGAAUUGUGCGACGAUUACUCGCUGGUGGACAAUGAAUAUUUUUUCGACCGCCAUCCGCGCUCGUUUUCGUCCAUCCUCAACUUCUACCGGACGGGCAAACUUCACCUGGUGGAGGAGAUGUGCGUCAUCGCUUUCUCCGACGACUUGGAGUACUGGGGCAUCGAUGAGCUCUACCUGGAAUCGUGCUGUCAGCACAAAUAUCAUCAGAGGAAAGAACACGUGCACGAAGAGAUGCGCAAAGAGGCCGAAAGCCUCAAACAGCGCGACGAAGAAGAGUUUGGCGAAGGAUUUUGCGCUCACUACCAGAAGCUUUUGUGGGACCUCCUGGAGAAACCGACAUCUUCGUUCCCGGCCAGGGUGGUGGCGGUGAUUUCGAUCCUGUUCAUCAUCCUGUCGACUGUGGCGCUGACUCUGAACACAUUGCCGGCCCUGCAAGAGGAAGGCGACGUGGCCGGAACGACAAUGGACAACCCGAGUCUAGCGACGGUCGAGGCCGUGUGCAUCACAUGGUUCACGGCCGAGUACUUGCUGCGCUUCGCCGCCUCGCCCAGCAAGUGGAAAUUCUUCAAAGGCGCUCUGAACGUGAUUGACCUGUUGGCCAUUUUGCCCUAUUUUAUCUCGUUGCUGCUGAUCGAGACGAAGAACAAUUCCGAUCAGUUCCAAGACGUCCGGCGCGUCGUUCAAAUCUUCCGCAUUAUGCGCAUUUUGCGCAUUUUGAAAUUAGCCCGCCAUUCGACUGGCCUGCAGAGCCUCGGCUUUACGUUGCGCAAUUCGUACAAGGAGCUCGGCCUGUUGAUGCUCUUCUUAGCCAUGGGCGUUCUCAUUUUUUCGUCGCUGUGUUAUUUCGCCGAGAAAGACGAACCCGGUUCCAAGUACACCAGCAUUCCUGAAACCUUCUGGUGGGCCGGAAUUACCAUGACGACGGUCGGCUACGGUGAUAUCUAUCCGGUCACACCCUUAGGGAAGGUUAUCGGAAGCGUCUGCUGCAUUUGCGGAGUACUGGUCAUUGCCUUGCCCAUCCCCAUCGUCGUCAACAAUUUCACAGAGUUUUACAAGAAUCAAAUGCGGAGGGAGAAAGCGCUCAAGCGCAAAGAGGCCUUAGAGCGGGCUAAGAGAGAGGGCAGUAUCGUCUCGUUUCAUCACGUCAACCUACGCGACGCCUUCGCCAAGAGUAUGGACAUCAUCGACGUCAUCGUCGAUACAGGUCACAACAUGUCGCAAACGGAUGGGAACAGUAUGGGCGGCGAGAGCGGACCUGUCGGCCACACGGGCACCGGUUGCUAUAAGAAUCACGAGCACAGUCUGAUGCUGCAUCCGCAGCACGGAGCUGCCAAUCGGCUGGUACCUGCCACCGGUGGCCAAAGGAGACAGUCGGCCACCACCGGCGCCAUAUCAAUCGCCGCCGUGACAGCUCUACUCGCCUCCAGUCCCGCAACGAACGUCAGCGGCAUUCAACACCCGCCCGCAGCGCCACCCAACAAUUUGGUGGAUUUAGGUGAUUCACCGUGUUCGAGGAAGAGGUUGUUAUCGUUCAACGAUCAACAACAUCCGUCCGUCUCUAGUCCGUUGUCGCCGCACAGGCCUCCGCGUCGUGCGGAUAAUAAUAAUGGCGGUUCAGUGCGAGCUGCACCUCCCGGUAAUUCAAAUAGUAGUAAUAAUAACUCUUCUACCGCCGCUGCCGCUGUGGCUGCUCUUGCAGCAACACCUUCUUCCGCAUUCCACUCGCCGGAUUUGAAUGAGUUUGUAGAGUCGCUACCGGGAUUGAAAAAGCUCCAGCCCUAUUCUUCUUCUUCUUCUUCCUCGGCUGCUGCUGUGAUCAAUAUGAUGACGCCUGGGCCGGCAACGACGCUCAUCGAAAUGCAGCCAAUGGGACGCAAUCCGUCGUCGUGUCCCACGGCUCCCAGCUCCAUCCAUUUGUCCGCUAGCAACAAAUCGUCACCUGCCAGGUCACAGAGACGGACAAGACCUACCGAUUUGGCCAGUUUCGACAGUUCGGACACCUGGGCCAGCUGUAAUCCCUUCCCGAGUAUCACCGAUUUGGCCGGCUGGUCACCGCAGAGCGGGACAGGUCCAGCAGAAAGAGAUGCUUCCGAUUUGUACGUGAAACCUUUGGAGAACGAGAACAAACAGCAACAUUACGUCACGGUAGACGAGACUUCCAGGCUACUUUAUCAAUCGAUUAACGAACAAGCAGACGACGAUGAUUCGCCCGUCAAAGCCCAAGCGGCCAAUCGAAAAAUUCAAACGGCCAGCAACAAACCGCGGCCGAGAUUCAAAGAAGCUUUCAGCUCGGACGAUGAAGAACGCCCCACCACCGUCGUCACCACUAGUUCUUCCAAGAACAAAGAGGCCAGCAGCGGAGGAUUCGGUUUGAAGGGAGGCGGAAUUGUCGGUUCGGUCAACAAAAAAUUCCGUCAGAAAUCAAGUCCAUCCAGCAGUGGCAAGCCUUCCUUCCUGACGGGCAAAGGUAUCGCUUCCGCCACUCGUUUCCUCAACUAUCGAUUCCACAGUCUCCAAAGCGCAGAUAAUCGAGGACGCGCAAGUCCCGAUCGCAAAAAAUCCAUUUUGAAGCGAUCCGGAGAAGUGAGUGGAGGGGGUGGAGGUGGUGGAGGUUCAACUUCUGUGGGUUCAACAUCAGCUGGAGCUCUAUCCGACCAGGACACAGAGAUGGAGAAGUUGAUUGGUGGUGAAGGAGGCGGCGCCACUGCAUCCGAGAGUGGCUCCGAACCCUUUUCGCCCGUCGUAGCCCAGCGCAGCAGUAACCGAAGACGGAUGAAUGACGCAUUGGUAGGAGGAGGCAACAAGACCAGGCCGUCCGAAACGGCCGACAGCGGACACAUCAGCAUCAACAUGGGCGGCAACUUGAUGACAUCUUGCGCACUAGACGAUUGGCCUUUUGCCGACUAUUCGCCAACCGAAGAGGCGAUCACUUCCGGUCAUCCAUCCACCGCAACGUGAAACCGGAAGCCAAUCCGCAUUGUGGGAAGGCUGCCGUCCAACACCCACUGCCCUCUGUGAAGCCGAAAGACAAAAAAAAAAAAAGAAAAGAAAAACCCGCUCAACUCCGUAACGAAAACGACGUCCCUCGCGGAGAGAAAUACAAUUGGCCUCAAAGGCACACGCAUCAGACGGGCCGUCAAAACUUUCCAAGAAAAGUGACAAUCACACACACAGAUACACACACACACAGAGAAAAAGGCUCUCUUUUUUGUUCUUUGUUGUUAAAUAAGGUAACGAAACACCACAACUAUUUCUCUCCCUCCUUUCUUCUUAUUUUUCGCCGAAGCAAUAUUAUAUGUAUAGGAGGACAACUAUUGGCUGUCUCUAUUUCAUCGUUAUGUCGGUUCUCUUAUUGUAUGUAUGGUGCGUUAUAUUUAAAAAUCAUCCCGAGUGACUGGCGUUCGUCUCGAUUUCUCUUCAUUUUUGUUUUGAAUACUUAAAAAAAUGUGCAAAGUUUGUUUUAUCGUCUUGUGUGAAGGGUUACAAAAAUCGUUCACAGAGGUCAUUCCAAAAGAAAAAAACGUGGCCGACAUCAUUUAAAAUUAAAAAUCUUUUUGUGUGUGUACUUUCAAAUAUCCUCGAUCUCUCCCUUUAAUAGUUUCGAUUUUUGUUUGUUUUAAACCUAGAAAAAAAAAAAAAAAAGACUUGUCCCGCUCAGCUUAAAUGCCGCUACAUUUUAACGCACAAUGUCUGUUAAUCAUUUCAGAUCCAAAAAAAAACGCAUUGGCAGUAAAUUACGAACAGCGUGUCUGCGUGUUUGUGAGUUAAAGAAAGCGGUAUACAUAAUAGUAUGUGACGUUUUUCUCUCGGACAUGACUAACGUCUAUCUCGAAAAUGCUUUCUGGUUAAUUGGUUGUGACUUUUGUCGUCUUUUAUUGUUUGUUCGUUAGUUUUUUCGCAGACAGAUAGACUCUUUCCUCAUAGGCGAUUGGGUUUGCGGAGUAAAGUAGCUAAUGUCGAUGACUUAAUACCGUGUGACAGAGGACCUCUUUAAUAUAAUUGGCGCACUUGCUAUGUGUGUACAACCAUAACCUUUUCCUUCCCAUCUCGCUAAUAUUAAAUUGGCCCUAUUGUCUCAUGUCUCAGUGCUUUGUUUUUUAAUGUUAUUGCAAGGAUGUAAUAGGCUGCCCAUUUCCUUUGUCAGUCGUGUAGAGUGGGGAUUAUAUUCGACAUGAGCGCUCAAUCACUGUUAGUCUCUUUUCUUGAUUAUGGUCACUUCUAAAACUUUUUUUUUUUUAAAUUCUAGUUUUGAAUAAUGUCCUUUCUUUCAGCUCAUCCGCUAUGGUAAUUGACAUUGGUCAAAUUGUACACACACUCCCAAGGUUAACAGUUAACGUGUAUGAUAUUAUGUUACUAACGAAACAACAACCUGAAUGGAGAGAAAAAAAAAAAAAAAAACAAA
Daphnia magna is the source of this 7643-nucleotide messenger RNA. RefSeq lists its product as uncharacterized. Gene Ontology annotation, biological process: potassium ion transmembrane transport; protein homooligomerization. Gene Ontology annotation, cellular component: voltage-gated potassium channel complex; membrane. The transcript is spliced from 10 exons. The record is from RefSeq and is a predicted model, not a curated record. NCBI's taxonomy places the organism in Eukaryota, Metazoa, Arthropoda, Branchiopoda, Diplostraca, Daphniidae. The coding region runs from base 2327 to 6199 and encodes 1290 amino acids. Gene Ontology annotation, molecular function: delayed rectifier potassium channel activity; protein binding.